Xylaria bambusicola is the source of this 1344-nucleotide messenger RNA. RefSeq lists its product as uncharacterized. The record is from RefSeq and is a predicted model, not a curated record. The coding region runs from base 292 to 1032 and encodes 246 amino acids. The transcript has 3 exons. Lineage: Eukaryota; Fungi; Ascomycota; Sordariomycetes; Xylariales; Xylariaceae.
CUACAAAUAAUACAAUCAUUACAUCGAGUUCCUGACCGAGGUAUACGUAGUCCUUCCAGCCAGUAGCUCGCGUGCAAGAGCACAUGGGCAACGUCAUGGCGUUCCUGCUCAAGUCUGAGUUUGUGAGGUGAAGCAGUUGCUACCUGCCUGCUAAGUACUCAGAUAGUGUGCCAGAUAUUUCCUGUUGUGCGCCUCCUUGCUAUUCAUUUCAAAUCUCAAUCAACUACGGCUGACAUCGGAUUGCCAUAUCAGAUGUCUAUCUAACGUGCUCACGGGACUUUCGCUUCACGGAUGUCAGCCCGAUUAGACCUCGACAAUAGAAUGUUCGGCAAAACACCAGCCGGCGCUGCUAACUCUGAGCCGCCAUUGGUAACAGAACGGCCGCUUAUUUGCUCGUCCCUUCGUAAGCGCCUUGACUGGGUCACUCUUUUCACCUCGCUCUUGCGCAACCAUAGCCCAUGUGGCAAGUGGAAAGAAACUCAAUUAGAAACCUAUGAUGUCGCAAUUCCUCUCACUUCGCAGCGAGUGUUUCGUGCUAUCUUCAUAUCGUCACAGGAUGCGGCCUCGCCUGAUAGCCUAGCCCGCACUGAACGGUUGUACAACCUCAAUGCUGGCCAAUUGUCCGGCAUUAUCUUUCUCCUCAAGCACGAUGAUGAGCAACAGAGUGCGGUACACGCGCUUAUGACCCUCCAGACACAGCUCAUCAGUGGCGGAUGGGUGCUGCCCAUCUAUCCAGUUGAUUCCGUAGCCGCCGUGCCAGCAAUUUUAGUUACUAUUUGCAGCCAACUGUGUUCACCAGCUGUUAAUAGAGAGCCCGCGAGCUCAGCAAGCUACCUUCUCCCGUUCUGUUCAGAUAAUGUACUCUUGACUGGACAUACAGUCAACAUCCUAACUGAUACGACUUCGGACUUCGAGAAUCUACUCAACAAACUUUCAACGAAUACUGUUCUUGAACCAGACAUUGCGCUACUCCUGGGUGAUGACGCAGACAAGCUUAGGAGCUUCUGGGCAGGUGACUCUCCAGUGGAUUGAUAUGACAUGUAUUGCUUCAGAGGCAUGACGAUAUAUAUAGAAAGAGCAGACGGUGAUGCUCUGUGAACCCAACGCUAAGGUUCACGCUGCCCUUUCACUCGACUGGCUGUCAUCUCGACAAAAGGACGUGCACUGAUAUUGCUUCUCAUUCCCGAUGAAUAGAAGAACCGUUAGAUAUUGGAAGAUUUUACACUGCCUUGUAGGGCCUAUAGAAAAUCUACUCAGUCAGAGGUGACAGGUAUCAUGAGCUACCAGCUGUACCUAUUUCAAUGCGCCCAUCACAUGUAUUACCUAUCAGCUGUACACAUACGC